AUGAUGACUGCCGCAAGUGCUGCCGCUGGUCGCCAGUCGUUCCUCGUGGUGUUCGAUUUUGAUCACACGGUGGUCGACUGCAACACUGACGAGGUGGUGCCCCAACAGUUGGGCUGCGGCGACCACCUGCGCUCCCUCAUGAAGGCGCAGCCGCAGAUGCAGUGGACGAAACUCGUUGACACUGUCGUGGCGCCUUUCACUCGGGCGCAGAUCGAAGGUGCGGUGAAGAAGAGCGUCGUGAUGGAGGAGGGAAUGCCUGAAGUAUUCCGCUUCCUCCAGCAGCAGCAGCAGCUGGGGCAACAGGGAGACAAUCCCGCUGCUUCCUCUCAGGUGGAGAUUGCCAUUGCAAGCGAUGCGAACCAUGUGUUCAUUGAGACUGCCAUUGCACAUCACAUUCCCUUCGCACGACAGGGCAUUUCGCAGAUCCACAGCAAUUCCUUCCACGACGUCACUGACGGUGGCGAGGCGCGACGGUGCCGUUUGACGUGGUACGAGCCGGAAGGACACAACUGCACCUGCUGUAAUAUGCGCGAACACCCCAACAUGUGUAAAAGUCGUAUCAUAUCUCGUCUGCUCCACACGAGCCGACUCAUUGAUCCCACUGUGAUAUUCAUCGGCGACGGCGCAAAUGACUACUGCCCGGUGAUAAAUGUUCUGCGCCCGCGUGACUACAUGUUCGCCCGCCGUGGGUUUCCCAUUCACCGCCUCCUCUCCAAUGAGACGGAGGCGGGCGGCUGCUGCAAGAUUGGACUCUGGGCUGACGCACGGGAGCUGCUGCAGAACUUCCAGCGCGCGAUGAGCCCAGCGGAGCGCUUACCAACCCUCGUGCGUUUCCGCGACGCGGGGCCGCAUGAGUUCCGUAAUGUGACGCUGCUGAAACGGAUUCCCCAGGUGCUUGAGCGCACGCUCAAGGACAAUGAUAACUACACUUCCGACACGGGGCGGAAGCUGAUCAAUGCGCUCAUUAAGGCAACACACAACAACGAUGUGGUGGCACCGCUUCCGGGACAAGCGACGGUGCCAGUGUGGCUGCAGAGCUUCGCCAUGGCGCCGGAGUACGACCACGACAUUGACAGUGUGGAACGGCAGAAGAUGGAGGGUGGGGCUAUUGCCCCUCGUUGGGGCCAGUUGCCGUGGCUGCAUGGUGAGAUUUAUUUCUAUAACCUCAUCGCGCAGUACCUGAUGCUUGCAGAAGGCAGCAGCAGCAGCAGCGGCGGCGGCGACGACAAGCGAGCACAUGCAGUGACAACAGAGCGGGUGCCGAAUAUCGUAACACCGUAUGCGAUCUGCAGCCCUAUCGGCACACAUGACUGCUCCCUCGCGACUCACGCGAUGGUGUCAGCGAAGGGGGCCACACCACUGCAGUCCUUUGACCCAUCGUUCCUCGCGCAGGGCGGCCUCAAGAGCGUGACGGGGAGCGUGCUGCUGCAUGAUGGCAGAAUGAACUACAACGCGAUUGCCGUUGGCGACACCGUUGAGCUCCCACGCACCCAUUUCCAAUCUUACCGCGAUUUUUUCACACGUGAGAAGCACGAGGUGCUGCAGAGCUUCCUCAAGGUGAAGAUAUGCCCGAUGCUCGCGUGCGUGCCGUGGGAGGCCGGUGACGGCUUUGUCGACGUGCUGCUGCGCUGGAUGCUGUGGGGCAACAGCGUCGACCUCUCCAUGUUCACGCUCGAACAGCUGCAGGAGAAACACCAAGGGGCAUACGUUGGAGCAGCAGGAAAUGACACAACGCACAUCGAUGCCCUGCGCGCGGCGGAGGCUGCAUCAGUGUCUCGGCAGGAUGACAACAUCGUUGGCAAUCAGGUUGAUCAGGUGGCACAGCUUGUGCGGCGCAUCGUGCGGAGUGAGCCACGAGACGCCACGACACCGCGCAGCAUAGAUAUUGUGAUGGAUAACGUGGGCGUGGAGUGCGUGGCGGACCUCAUCUUCGCGCUGUGGGUGCUGCAGCACCACCCCUCGCUGCGCGUCACGCUGCACGUGAAGUGCAUGCCCUACUACGUCUCCGAUGUGACGCCGCCGGAUUUCGCUUUUCUGGUGGACCAACUCGAGAGAUGUGCGGAGAGGGAGCCGGAGAUGUCGAAGUUCCUCCUGCGGUUUGUGCAGUUGAUUCGGGAGGCCUUCAGCAACGGCCGGCUCCGCAUCGACGCAGAUCAGGUGUGGAUUCAGCCGUGUGAGUACCGUGAGUUGCCACCGCGGGUUUGCAACACAUUCUUCUACACCCAGCGGCUGCUAAGCGCGGAGGAGCUCCAGCAGCCGCCGCAACAACAACAACAACAACAACAACAGGGGCGAGCGUCAUGCCCUUUUACCAGAUGCAGACGCUUCAAGGCGCUCUCUGCACUCGUGAUCUUCAAGGGCGACCUCAACUUCCGCCGUCUCGUUGGCGACCGCCACUGGGACGCCCGCGCGUUCAUGACGACACUCUCACCGGCCGAGCGUGCGAGUCCCUCUGUGACAACAACACUCCUCGCUGACACACCGUCUGCGCAGUGGGAGGAGGCGCCAAGCUUUGAGCGCAUCGUCUCGGCGUUCUGGCCGGUGCACAUUGUACCGGUGUGCGCCAUCCGAACGGUGAAGAGCGAAGGCGCCGUUGGGGUCGCAGCGGCGCGGCAGGACGUGCUGGACCGCGCCAACCCCGAUUGGAAGACGUCGGGGAAGUGCGGCACAAUUCUCCUCGCGGCCAGCGAUGCCAGCCAGCAUGAAUAA
This is a messenger RNA of Trypanosoma grayi, 2709 nucleotides long. RefSeq names its product Phosphoethanolamine/phosphocholine phosphatase. NCBI's taxonomy places the organism in Eukaryota, Euglenozoa, Kinetoplastea, Trypanosomatida, Trypanosomatidae. Gene Ontology annotation, molecular function: phosphatase activity. The coding region runs from base 1 to 2709 and encodes 902 amino acids. Gene Ontology annotation, cellular component: nucleus; cytoplasm. The record is from RefSeq and is a predicted model, not a curated record. The transcript has a single exon. Gene Ontology annotation, biological process: DNA damage response.